UAUCAGCCAGCAGGUGGCGCAAAGUGCUAAAUCUAAGCCGCCAUCAGUGCGAGGCAUAAUCGCAUCUUCGUAUCUUUCUUCUCUGAAGUGCAGCAUUUUUUUUUUCACGCUGUGAGUUGUAACUUUGAAUUUCCAAGAUGUCCCCCAUUGACAGUCAGCUUCCUAUGCCGACUGGCCCGUCACAAGGGGGAGGUACAGGAGGUGGAAGUAUUGCGCUUAACACUCUUAUUGACUAUAUUAUUCAAAGAACUUAUGCAGAAAUGUCUGUACUGUCAGAAUUGCUUCCACGAAAAUCAGAUAUGGAACGAAAAAUAGAGAUUGUCCAGUUUUCACAGAGAACACGCCAGUUAUUUGUUCGCCUCUUGGCCUUGGUGAAGUGGGCUAAUAGCGCUAGUAAAGUGGAUAAAUGCGGGGAAAUAUGCAACUUUUUGGAACAGCAAUCAUUAUUGUUUGUAGAAACAGCUGAUGCUAUGGCCAGAAUGGCAAGAGAAACUUUAGUUAAUGCUCGUCUUCCAAACUUUCCAUUGCCUUAUGCUGUUGAUGUCUUAACAACUGGGACCUACCCCAGAUUACCAACCUGCAUUCGAGACAAAAUUGUUCCUGUUGAUCCAAUAACAGUGACAGAGAAACGCCUCACUUUACAAAGAUUGAGUCAAGUGAUAGAGUAUCGGUUAGUGUGCAGUGAGCUUCCUCCACAAAUGAGACGUCUAAAAAUAGAAAAUGGUCGAGUAAAGUUUCUUGUGGAACAUGAAUUUGAGGUGACACUAACUCUGAUGGGAGACAGUCCUACUAUACCAUGGCGAUUACUAGACAUUGCUAUUUUGGUAGAAGAUCAUCAGACUGGUGAUGGAAAAAGCUUGGUCCACUCUCUGCAGGUAAACUACAUCCAUAGACUAGUGCAGUCUCGUCUUCUGGAUAAUGAGAAACCUCUACAUGAUCUCUACAGAAUGCUACAUUCCUUCUGUUUGUCUUUACAACUGGAAGUAUUGCACUCACAGAUUCAACGCCUUGUUAGAGAACGGCUUGGUGAUAGUGUUCGAGUAGAGGAGUAUACACCUGGGAAAUGUUUGGUUGUAUCUUACUGGAGAGAUCAAAUUAAAAAAGAAAAAGAUAGCAGUGUUUAUAAACUAAGUGUUCAUGUAUCAGAAGAAGAUGAAGGUAAACCGUUACAGAUAAGUCACAUUCCACUCAUGACUGUUGAGGAAGCUCGAAAAGUAGGAUUAUCCAUAAGGAGUGAACAUCUCUCCAUUGAGAAACUCAUCAUUCAAACAAUUGAAGUCCGUACUCAUGCUAAACUUAAGGAGUUUGCUAAAGAUCUUCAAAAGUAUGUUGAUGGUCCCUGUGAAAUCAAAGAUGUUCCAGCUGUUCUCCAUGUACCAGUCUUAAAUCCAUUCACUUCUGCUGAAGUUUUGCGUGUUGCUAUUGAUAUCCAGCGAGGAACAUUCUUAACAUCAGUACCUUGCUCAAAUCAUCCUGUCAUUCAAGAAAUUGAAGAAAACCUUAAUGGGGAAAGAAGACACCUUGAUAAACAAAUUGCCAAACUGAGAUCAGAAUUAGCUUUACUGCGGUGUGAAAAGUCUGUCCAACAGCUCCCUGCCAGCAGCCAUCGCCAGUUGCCCUUUAUAAACUUUGCUGGCCAUGCCCUAGAGUCACUCUCGAAACACAAGUUGUAUGUUCGAGUUCCCAAGCAGACUUCAUAUGCUGUGGUUGUCGAAGUGGAGGAUGUUCCUCCAAAAUCAUUUGUCUACAAAUACUACCUUCUAGAGAUGGCUACUGCCAGUACUGAAAAUACUGACAACACUUUAGUUGAAGAUAAUGGAGCUGUGAAGCCAUUCCUGAAAGCCAAACAUCUUACACCUAUUAACAUAUUUUCAUUGACUCAUGGUCCAUAUGCUACUGUUUUUUCUGAAGGCGAUGAAUUGGAAUUGGACAGUCUGUCAAGAAAGCGAAAGUUGCUGUUGGGUGAUCAAGAGGGGCCACCAGCUAAGAUGAGGAAAGAAUCUCCUUAUUUUGUUGCCCCAUUAGCAUUCUUGUUGGCUCAUUGUGAGGAAAAGCUACCAUUUGUUUCUUUAACUGAAGAGCUAACAAGAAGAAAUAUUCCACAUCAAGGUAUCCAAGUAGAUGGUGAAGGUAGCUGUAUGACCCUCACAAUAAUGGAUUUGCCAAAUUGUAAAGGUUGUACACCGGAAACCAUGGAUGAAUUAAGAAAGAAUUUAUUAUCUAGCAAAUUCAGGAUUCAAGUUCGUCCAACAAGGAACUGGAUUGUUGAGUUUGUUUUCACCAACUGUCCAAUCAAAACUACUAGUCCAAAAGAACAAGGUCCCAUACAACGAGUUUAUUUCUCCUUUGAUCUCAACACGGACCAAGCCAGUAAAACUGUUCAAGACCUUCUUGAUGAGUGGACCUUGGUAGCUAACCUGUAUCAGGCAGUUUAUAAUUUUUCACAUUUUUUUAAUGAUAGCAGGACAGGUUUACAGAAACUGAUUGAAGUACGGUCUUAUAACUACAGAAAACUGACCAUUGUUUAUGGAGUUACUCAGACAAGUCUUGUAAACAUAGCUUGGCGAAUAGACACUAAGUCUUUCCAUCUCACUCUAGGAACAUGUGGUCAAAAUGCAUCCACUAUCAACCCCCAUGUUUUAGUAAUCACCCAGCUUCAAGAGGAGCUUAAUUGUGCUAAUAGUACAGAUGCAGUUGCUAAUUUGGUUCAAUUACUGAAUGAUACAUGGAGUCCUUUAACAUCAAUAAAUAAAUUAAGCACCUCUCCAUUAUUGGGUGGUUCGACUCAUCCAAAGCAAUCUAUGCUUAGCUUCACUAUUAUACCACAGUCAACAACACAUGUUAGAAUUACCUUUCGCAAUGUGAGUUGUGUUGAUGUACAUUUCCGAAGUGGUAAAAUGGUAGCCGUCAGAGAUGGUGCUAUCAGUUUGUUCGAUACCAGCAAAGUGAUUGAUGGCUUCACACCUACGCCCGGUCUCAAAGCUUUCUUAAACAUGUUUGUUGAUGAAACGGUGACUGGGAGCCAUCCUCGGCGGCGUUCCACCACUGAAGAAGACCAUCCUCUGUCUCCUAUUGGAAUGGAUUCAGUUGAAAUCUUUCUCCCUCAGAACCCCUCAGUUGGUUCACCAGCCUCCCGGCCUCGACAAGAUGGUAACUUACGCUUUCAAAACCCCAUGACCCCACCAUCCAACCCUCACACUCCAGCUUCACCUAGUACAUCACGAAUAUCAUCUGUAAGUUUUCUUUUUUACUUUUCUUAUGUUUUAUCUUAA
Octopus bimaculoides (California two-spot octopus) is the source of this 3272-nucleotide messenger RNA. Its product is annotated as mediator of RNA polymerase II transcription subunit 14. NCBI's taxonomy places the organism in Eukaryota, Metazoa, Mollusca, Cephalopoda, Octopoda, Octopodidae. Gene Ontology annotation, molecular function: transcription coregulator activity. The record is from RefSeq and is a predicted model, not a curated record. Gene Ontology annotation, biological process: regulation of transcription by RNA polymerase II. Gene Ontology annotation, cellular component: mediator complex; core mediator complex.